AUGGAAAAAUUCAAUACGAAUUUUAACUUCAGCAUUGACGAUCAGGAAUUUGAGAAAUUUGAUGAAGAAGAUUUCUCAUUGAUGGAAGCAAUUGCUGAAGAUAUUACUAGUAAUUAUUUAUCUCACCUAUUUUCAGUACCUGGCUUUAGAACUCGAUUAGAAGUAGUAGAUAUGUUGCAAGAGGAAGAAAUCGAAAGGUUCAUUGAUAUAAUAGAUGAGAAUAUUGGAGAUUUGUAUGUGAGAAAUAAAGGAUCUGACUGGAGAGAAGAAAAAGAAGAAGAAUUGACUGAACCAGGAUUAAUUUACGUAUGGUUGAGUAAGGAAGAAGACGAAGAAGAAGAAGACAAAGACGAAGUAGAUAAAGACGAAGAUGAGAAAGAAACUAAUAAAUUUGUGGCAUACUUAUGCUUUAAACUUUGCUUGGAUGAUGAGGAUAAAUUAGUUUUGUAUUUAUAUGAAAUUCAUGUGGUUAAAGAUUAUCAAGGUCAAAAGCUAGGUCAAGCUUUAAUUAAUAGAUUUCAUGAACUAACAUUAGUUUUAAAAGGUUCAGCAAAUAAUUUAUAUGAACAAGUAGAAGGUACCGCGUUGACUGUAUUCUCAAGUAAUGAAAAAGCCUUAAAUUGGUAUACAAAAAUGGGGUAUAGAAUCUUAGAAAGUUCACCUCAGGGUAAAAAAUUAAGAAAUGGUAAAAUUACAAAACCAAGCUAUUAUUUGAUGAGUAGAUCUGCAGGAUACUAG
Lodderomyces jiufengensis is the source of this 738-nucleotide messenger RNA. It is a transcript of the gene NAT4, whose product is annotated as Nat4p. The record is from RefSeq and is a predicted model, not a curated record. NCBI's taxonomy places the organism in Eukaryota, Fungi, Ascomycota, Pichiomycetes, Serinales, Debaryomycetaceae. Gene Ontology annotation, molecular function: histone H4 acetyltransferase activity; histone H2A acetyltransferase activity; protein N-terminal-serine acetyltransferase activity. The transcript has a single exon. Bases 1 to 738 code for a protein of 245 amino acids. Gene Ontology annotation, cellular component: nucleus.